UUAAAACUCCCAUGCAUUGUUAUCGUAAGUAAAGCCAUAAACCCGAGAAAUCCCUUCUUUCUUGAGCUAAAGCAAACAAUGGCGAACGAGAGAGAAGUCAUGAAAAUAGAAAAAAUACGUCUAGCUGAGAUAAUUUUGUUCUGGAUUGAGAGGGCAGCAAUUCUUCUCUUUGUUUUCUUUGGUGGCAUCCCACGAUUCCUUCGCUGUUCUCUGGGACUCUUUGCCUUCACAAAUUUAUACCAUGCAUCCUAUGCCUAUGAACGACUAUUUGUCAAUCCUCAGCCCAAUGAACCAUCAAACACUUUGUUUGUUUUUGAUCGGUAUGCAAUCUGGUUAACGGCAAUGUACUUUUUCUUGGGAUCUCCAGUCUAUCGUUAUGUGGCUGCUGCUGUAUUUGUUAUAUCAAAUACGAAUUCAAUCGUGAAAGCUUUGGGGGUGAAUGCGAACCAGAUCCUUUGCUGUAACCCUACAAAAGAUGACAAAGAAGAGGAGAUAGAGAAAGCUCUAGCCGUGGAAGAGUACUCAGCAGAAGAGAAAACCAAGCAUGGUGAAAUAGAAGAAAUCCCAGAAACUGAAACUAUUGAGCCUGAGGCCCAUCAUGAGGUUGAUGAGGAGGACUAUGAAAUGGUUAGCUACAAAAAAGAUGUUGAUGAGGAGGAAGAAGAAGACUGCAGUAGUGGUGGUGAUGAUGAGGAGGAGGAGGAAGACUGCAGUAGUAGUGUUGGUGAUGAUGAUGAUGAUGAUGAUGAUGAUGAAGAGGAGGAGGAGGAGGAGGAGGAGGAGGAAGAGUACUGCUAUAGUAGCAAUGAUGAUGGUGAUGUCCAAAAAGGAACGAUCGAGAAAGAAGUGAUGAAGGAUCAAGAAUUGAAGGAAACAGGAGAUGGACGUUGCUGCGAAACGAGUAGAGCUUUUCUUUCCUCAAUGCAACGUGAGAUCGGGCUGCUGAAGGAGCUCAAUGAAAGAAAUUGCAAGUUGAUGAAGGAUCUCGCAGAUACGUUGUUGUUGUUAGAGCAAGAAAAUGAGGUUCUGUCUAGAAAGCUUAUUAGUGCUGAAAGUACAUCGUCAACCGAGCAAUUAAAUCAAAUUGUGUACGAGUAUGAAAGGAAAUGCCAAAGAUUGGAGGAAGAGAAAGCUGAUCUUAAUGCUAGCCUUUCUACUGCAGAAGCUGAAUCUGAUUUUUAUCGAGAGUGCAUGCAUAACUUAGGUCUUAGCAAUGAGCUACCUACUAUUUCUACUCCUUAUUAACGGACAAGGGUCUAUCUAGCUUAUAUUUUUAUAGUUUUUUAAGGUUUUAUAAUGAUACUUACAUUGUU
Populus trichocarpa (black cottonwood) is the source of this 1313-nucleotide messenger RNA. RefSeq lists its product as uncharacterized. Lineage: Eukaryota; Viridiplantae; Streptophyta; Magnoliopsida; Malpighiales; Salicaceae. The coding region runs from base 79 to 1245 and encodes 388 amino acids. The record is from RefSeq and is a predicted model, not a curated record. The transcript has 3 exons.